Molecule: messenger RNA, 2986 nt
Organism: Oncorhynchus tshawytscha (Chinook salmon)
Lineage: Eukaryota; Metazoa; Chordata; Actinopteri; Salmoniformes; Salmonidae
Product: cyclic nucleotide-gated cation channel alpha-3-like
Exons: 7
Coding region: 41-2047 (668 amino acids)
Biological process (GO): monoatomic cation transmembrane transport
Cellular component (GO): intracellular cyclic nucleotide activated cation channel complex; plasma membrane
Molecular function (GO): intracellularly cGMP-activated cation channel activity; cGMP binding; intracellularly cAMP-activated cation channel activity
Source: RefSeq, a predicted model, not a curated record
AGUGUGGAGUCCCCUGGCCAGCAAGGCCUGAGAAGUCAACAUGGCAAAGAUCUGCACAGACCAGUCCUACCCGGCAACGACCAGGCAACAGCCGCUUCUCGGCACGUCCGAUGAUGACCUGGACUCCAUCGAGAACGGAACCUCCAGGGCCAACUCAGAGUGUGAAGACACAUUGUCAGAGGUUCAGGGUGCUGUCUCUGUGUUAACCAGCAGACACACAGAGUCUCACAGAGAUUCCUUUACAGGGUCAGGUGCCCUGGCCAGGCUCUCUCACUUCCUGUUCAUGCUGCGGACCUGGGCCUCUCACAAGAUGCACCAUGAGGUGGAGAGACCAGACUCCUUUCUGGAACGCUUCAGGGGCCCUGAGCUCAAAGAGGCCUCCAGCAGAGAGAGCAACGCACAGUCACUGGGAUACCCCGACAGAGUCCGCAAGAGGAAACCUCGUAAGAAAGAGAUUUGGAUCAUGGACCCAUCAGCAGACAGAUACUACAGAUGGCUAACCAUCAUCGCAGCACCAUGCUUCUACAACCUGAUGAUGCUAGUGACCAGGGCAUGUUUUAACGAACUCCAGAGCACGUACAUAACUCUGUGGAUUGUCCUGGACUACACCUCAGACUUCAUCUACUACACAGACACAUUCGUCAGGUCUAGAACAGGUUUUCUGGAACAGGGACUGCUUGUGAAAGACGACAAGAAGCUUAGAGACAAAUACAAAUCAACGCCACAGUUCAAAUGGGACAUGAUUUCAAUGAUACCCACAGACCUGCUGUUUCUGAAAGUGGGUUUAAACUACCCCGAGCUCCGACUGAACCGACUCGCAAAGAUGAACCGUCUCUUUGAGUUCUUCGACCGCACUGAAACCAGAACCAGCUUCCCCAACAUUUUCCGAAUCAGUAACCUGGUACUUUACAUCCUGAUCAUCAUCCACUGGAACGCCUGCAUCUUCUUCGCCAUCUCCAAGACCAUCGGGUUCGGGUCCGACACCUGGGUGUACCCAAACAUCAGUCAUCCUGAGCACGGCCGCCUUGCCAGGAAGUACAUCUACUGUCUCUAUUGGUCGACCCUGACCCUGACCACCAUCGGAGAAACCCCGCCACCAGUUAGAGACUUCGAGUACCUCUUCGUGGUCGUCGACUUCCUCAUCGGUGUGCUGAUUUUCGCCACCAUCGUUGGUAACGUUGGUGCCAUGAUCUCAAACAUGAACAAAACCCGUGCGGAAUUCCAGGCUAAGAUCGACUCCAUCAAGCAAUACAUGCAGUUCCGUAAGGUCUCCAAGGAUCUGGAGGUCAGGGUCAUCAAGUGGUUCGACUACCUCUGGACGGAGAAGAAGACCUGCGAUGAGAAGGAGGUGCUGAAGAACCUGCCAGACAAGCUGAAGGCCGAGAUCGCCAUCAACGUCCAUCUGGACACCCUGAAGAAGGUGCGUAUCUUCCAGGACUGUGAGGCUGGUCUUCUGAUUGAGUUGGUGCUGAAGCUGCAGCCUCAGGUGUUCUCCCCAGGAGAUUACAUCUGUAAGAAGGGAGACAUCGGCAGAGAGAUGUACAUCAUUAAGGAAGGGAAGCUGGCUGUGGUGGCAGACGACGGGGUGACACAGUUCGUGGUGCUCAGCGAUGGAGCGUACUUCGGAGAGAUCAGUAUCCUGGGCAUCAAGGGUUCCAAGGCUGGCAACAGGAGAACGGCCAACAUCAGGAGCAUAGGUUAUUCUGACCUCUUCGCCCUGUCGAAAGACGAUCUCAUGGAGUCCCUCACUGAGUACCCCGACGCCAAGAAGGCUCUGGAAGAAAAGGGAAAGGCUAUGCUGAUGAAAGACAACAUGAUCGAUGAGGACGUCGCUAACGCGGGCGCCGACCCUAAGGACAUGGAGGAAAAGAUCCAAAGGUUGGAGAGUAAUAUCGAAAUCAUCAAGACUAAGUUGGCCAAGAUCAUGGCUGAGUUCACGUCCAGCCAGAGCAAGAUCAAACAGAGGAUCACCAACAUAGAGUCAACAGUCAAGUCAGUCCGGCCCGAGGAUAUAUCUGAGGUGGUGGCCGACAACAAGACUCCUUAGUCCCACAAUGCAACGUAUUUACCCAGAGACUUUUUCUAUUGAACCUUUAUAUUGACAGGGAGCCAUUCUGAGAUCAAUGUCUCUUUUAAUAAUGAUGAGCAUGUAAAAAACAUACACACCAAUACAUAAAAAGCGAAACACAAUUAUAGAAAACAAACACAUUAUUCAGAAAUGCCUUAGAGGCACCAACUCAUCACAUUUUAGAGAGUUUGGGAGAUUAUUAUAUUCCACAAAUAAGGUGUAAAAAAACUAAAGCAGAUUUACCUAACUCAGUGGAGAUCAAAGGGAUUGGGUCUGGUAUCUCGUUUGUCUGUAGGUUAACAAUUAAGUAAGGUACUGCGGAAGUGCAAUGCAUCGAUCUACGAGAUUUCAAAAGAAAGCCAGCCUACUUUAAGAUGAUUGUAAACUUCAAACAUUUUUCGGAAUAUUUUUGGAGGCCAUAUUGCAGUGUAAUUCUGCAAGCGAAGGUUGCUGUAAAAAUGUUCCAUUUAAAAUGAGGAACGUUUUGUUAUCUGGGGGAGUUUUGAUUGGCAGUGCCACCUAGCAGACAAUUUUUUUAAUCCUCCAAUCAGAGCGCAGAUAUUGGUCAUAUGAUUAGUCUGCCAUUCUAAACUAUUUUGGAAAACAUGUAAGUUUUUGAGCUGAAGUGAAAGAAAAUUAACUCCUGUUCUGAAGUGAAAUGUUUCCUCACUGCAAUAUUUGAUCAUGAUACGCUAAUACAUGCAUACUGUGUUAAUUUUGUCAUGUUUAACUAACAAAAAUACCCACGGUGGGAUGCAUGCUAAUCGAUUAGCAAUUCAAUUUAAAGUCAAUGGGACAAACUGGCUAAAUUACCUAGCUACCAAGCCAUAUUCUCCACAUUUGGGUUGGCAGAUAGCCUAAUGGUUAGAGCAUUGGGUUACUAACCAUAAGGUUGCUGGAUCAAAUCCCCAAGCUGAC